GGUGCAAUCCUCCCAUGAGGAAACACGUGAUGUCUCCUCUAGUGAUAUACCUCAUUGGUUCUGUCUGAGGUGGCGCUCCUCGCCACGCAGCGGCGCUUUUGUGCAGCGUGGCAGUUGAGCAGAGCACGAGGAAGGGCUGCGGGAGCAGGAAUGUCGGCGGGUUCUGUGAGCGCGAGCCUCAUCCGCUGCCUGAUACCCGCCGCGCGGAGGAUCACCGCGAGGACACCGGUCGGGACUAAAAGCAGAGCGCGCGGGGGCACGCGGCAGAUGGCUACAGCAGGAAAGCUGGUGUCCGGCAGAGAGGGCCGCCCGACUGUGGUCUGUGUUGAGGGGAACAUCGCCAGCGGGAAGACCACAUGUCUGGAGUACUUCAGCAGAAUCAGUGACAUCGAGGUUCUGCCAGAACCCAUUUCCAAUUGGAGGAACGUCCGCGGACACAACCCCCUGGCACUCAUGUACCAGGACCCGGAGCGCUGGGCCAUCACUCUGCAGACCUAUGUCCAGCUCACCAUGUUGAAGCAGCACCUGUCUGCCAGCUUGGCUCCUGUCAGGAUGAUGGAAAGGUCCAUCUUCAGUGCCAAACACAUCUUUGUGGAGAACCUCUUCAGAAGUGGGAAGAUGCCAGAGGUGGACCACGCUGUUCUGAGCGAGUGGUUCGACUGGAUCACAGCAAACAUCUCGCUGCCAGUGGAUCUAAUCGUUUACCUGCAGACGUCUCCUGAGACCUGCCAUGAGCGGCUGAAGAGGCGCUGCAGAGAGGAGGAGAAGGUCAUUCCUCUGGAGUACCUGCAGUCCAUCCAUCAGCUGUACGAAGACUGGCUCCUCAGGCAGACCCUGGCACCGCUGUUGGUGAUCCCUGCAGACCACGACCUGCAGGGAAUGCUGCGACAGUACGAGGAGCACAGGGAGCAGAUCCUGACCCCGCGUCACCCUUCAUGACCUGCAGGGAGAUGUGUGGACAGAUCCGCUCUCUGGAAGAGCUAGGAUCUGUUCGACCUGUCAUCACAUGGACAUCAACUUUCCUCUCCGACAGAUUCCCAGCUGCUUUUUUCCCGCUGACAUUCAUUCCGUCCUCGUUUUUAGUGGAGUUUGUUCCAGGAGAGUUAUCUGCAUUGACCCUGAUCUUUCUUGUUUGGCUUUGAUGUUGAACAUCACACAACGUAGAAACUUUUUUAACUCUUGAAGACAUUUUUGUUUUUCUCCAGUUGGUUCCUCCAAACGGAGGAUCUGUGAUUUGUAUGAAGCUUUUAGUUGGAAGUAAAGCGAACUAUUUUUUACAAAGAUCCUAAAUAAAAGCGAUGGUUUGUAUGUUCUGCCAGUAUGAUCUGUGAGAUACCACAGAACCACAAUCUAUGCUACUGAUCUACAGCAGAACGAGGAAAAACAUUGAGGUGCUGCAGUGACUCAGCCAAACUCCAGAACUUCAACCUAAAAGAUGCUUUGGAGAGCUUCACCUACAUCAGCUGAAGGGUGUCGUUCCUCUAGAACAUCGAGGGAGACGCUGAGAGCAUUAGACUGAAAACAUAGCAGAUCUUCCUCUGCUCGAUCCCUCAUCCUCCGUUUGUGUUCAUGAAUAUGUUUGUUGCUUCUGUUAUGACGGAGCCUGCAGGCUCAACCGUUGGGUUUUCUGAAGGAGCAGCGUUUCUGUUCCUUCCACUUUGUAGAAAUCUGUGUUGUGAUUUGUUUGCUGAGGGGAAAGUUUGGAAGCAGCAGAACUUCUAAGGUUUCACUGAGCAUCAUGGAAAAGCAGGGACUGUCAGCAGCUGAACCUGAUCCUCACAAUCAACAGGUUCAAGUGAUCCAGGGGGUUCCCCAGUUUUUUCCCCAACCUUUGUGGGGAAAAUGACAAAUCCUACAGCUGCUUCCAAAAUGCUUUCUUUAUGGAAAAGCAUAUAAAAAAGAAAACUUUGAGUUUUACAACUGACAGUGACAUCCUGGAACAUUAGAAUAAAUAAGUAAACUAACUGGU
This is a messenger RNA of Oryzias latipes (Japanese medaka), 1969 nucleotides long. Its product is annotated as thymidine kinase 2. Lineage: Eukaryota; Metazoa; Chordata; Actinopteri; Beloniformes; Adrianichthyidae. Gene Ontology annotation, cellular component: cytoplasm; mitochondrion. Gene Ontology annotation, biological process: nucleobase-containing compound metabolic process. The record is from RefSeq and is a predicted model, not a curated record. Gene Ontology annotation, molecular function: deoxynucleoside kinase activity; ATP binding.